Messenger RNA from Prunus mume (Japanese apricot), 759 nucleotides. Its product is annotated as outer envelope protein. The record is from RefSeq and is a predicted model, not a curated record. Lineage: Eukaryota; Viridiplantae; Streptophyta; Magnoliopsida; Rosales; Rosaceae.
UCCCACUCUCUCACUCACAUUUUCAUCUCUGCAAAUCCAAACCCAGCGCAACAUCUUCAGACUGAAAGGCAUGGUUUUCUUGAGCUGGGUUAGGCCAAGUCCUGAAGAACAAAAGGCUUGCAUUGGCAGGUCAGGUAGCUUUAACUAUGAGGCUAAAUUCAGGGGAGCUACUGCUAAGUCCCUGUCUUCCCUCCAAGAAGACAAGGGGCUCUCAAACAAUGGUUUCUUGUUCAACCAUGCGCGCGUUUUGGUUGGUUCUGGUGUUGACACUUAUGAAAAGGGCAAGAGAGCUCUUCAGGACUGGAGACAUUUUGGACUGAAUUGGGCAUUUGUUGAUCCAAAGACGCCGGUUCAAAAUGGAGUUAAGUUCUGUGUUUGCGUCAAGGAGUUUCUGCCAUGGGUCAUGAUGCCUCUUCAGGUUGUAUAUGUAAAUGAAAAUAGACCUAGUAAACAGUCCAUGGCCUCUUUUCGUUUCGGAGGUGGUACCCUUCAAGGCCACUUGCUGGCUGGGGAAGAACGAUUCUCAAUCGAACUGGAUGAGAACAACCAAGUGUGGUACGAAAUACUUUCCUUCUCAAAACCAGCUCACCCUUUGUCAUUUAUUGGAUACCCAUACGUAAUGCUUAGGCAAAAGUACUUUGCUCAUCAAUCUUCUAAUGCAAUUAUGAAACAUUUGAAUGCUUUGAAAUCCUAGUGCAUGUAUAUAUGCUAGUGGAAUUCUGCUUAUAUAAAAGCUUCAUUGCCCUUUCUUAUCUUCUU